AUGGAUAUGGCUGUAGAGAAAGUGCAGCAGUUGCAUGGAUCUGUGGCCAACUUCACCCACGUCCGCUUGUUCGGACCGGAAAUGGAUAGUUGCGAGACCAUUGCCGAUUGGUGUGAUUUUUACUUGGCGCGAUGGUACUACAGUUACCAAGAUAGACAGAACCGCAUUCCAGUAUUCAUUUGGCCAGCUUGCAUGGAAAGUUCGAAGGUGCGACUUUUGGCGGCUGCCUGGAAUACAUUGUUCAUAACAACUGCCGGAAGCGAUAUGGCCAUUCGGGAGCGCGGUAAAGGUCCCACAUGGAUUAGCAUGUCAUUUGCUUCCAUACCGGGUUACGUGCGCCUGUACCUCAGCUUAUUGCAUACCUUCCGCUGGAGUUCGGUAUUCGUGGUUAUCGAUGAAGCGUCGCUAGGCUUUUAUUUGGAAUCCAGUGCAGCUUUCGUUAAAACCGUGGAGAAUAUGGCGAAAAACGUUACCCUGACCCUUCGCCGGGUCUCAUCCUUAAAAUCUCCUGAUCUUGAUGCCAUUUUGCAAGAUUUCAGAAAAGUCUCGCGAGUUUUCAUCUUUUUCGGACACGCGCCCAUUCUACGGAGAAUUCUAGUUAAAGCAGCGUUGUCCAAUAUGACAAACGGAGAUUUUGUUUAUAUAGCAACACAGGUAAUACCUAUCCGCGCAACCGGGAAUUUUACCUGGAAAUACGGCGAUGCGGAUGAUCAGAUAGCCAAAGAAGCAUUCCGAUCGCUGAUCUUGGUGGACCAAUAUUACGCUGCAUGGAGUCUGCGACCGUCUGUCUUUGAACUUGCAGCAGAAAUUCAGAAAAGGGAAGUCAACCAGUACAACUUGACGAUAACGCCGAUGGAUGCUAUUGUCCGCGAACUGGUGGUAUCCAAUCAAAGCAGUUUACUGCGUGAUGGUGCGACUUUAGCCCAGUAUUUUUUUAACAAGACAUUCGACACAGCUGCAGGAAGUAUUUAUAUUGAUUCCUACGGUCAGCGCCUGAUGGAUGCAGCGGUGAUGAGAUACGAUGGAGAAAACGUCGUUCCUAGGCCAAUUUUCUAUCAAGACGCUCAGACGCUCAACAUGCAACACAUUGCCAACUGGACAUGGAACGGGCUGCUGAAUUAUUUUCCGCCUGACAAACCGUUAUGCGGUUUUUCUGGGGACCAAUGUUUGGGAUAUUCCGUUCUUAUUGGAUGGCACAUAUUUGCGACAACUGGUGGACCCUAA
This is a messenger RNA of Paramacrobiotus metropolitanus, 1224 nucleotides long. RefSeq names its product atrial natriuretic peptide receptor 3-like. NCBI's taxonomy places the organism in Eukaryota, Metazoa, Tardigrada, Eutardigrada, Parachela, Macrobiotidae. The record is from RefSeq and is a predicted model, not a curated record. The coding region runs from base 1 to 1224 and encodes 407 amino acids. The transcript is spliced from 10 exons.